CUCCAGUGAUUGAGCCAGACUACCUGGUGUGUGAUGACUGUCAAAAGUCUUUCAUGGACUCGUACCUCAGCAACAGCUUUAACCUGUGUGUCUGUGAUAACUGCAGAGACAAUGAGGAGAAACAUAAGCUGAUCUCCAGAACUGAAGCCAAGCAGCAUUACCUGCUGAAGGACUGUGACCUGGACAUGAGAGAGCCUCCACUCAAGUUUGUACUGAAGAAAAACCCUCAUAACCCGCGCUGGGGAGACAUGAAGCUCUACCUCAAACUACAGGUAGAGAAGAGAUGUAUGGAGGUGUGGGGUUCAGAGGAGGCUCUGGAGGAGGCCAGAGAGACGAGGGAAGAAAACCGAGAGGUGCAGAAACAAAAACGCUUCAACAAGAAGGUCAAAGAGCUGCGCAGGGCAGUGAGGAGCAGUAUGUGGACCAAAGACACCAGCGUUCACCAACAUCAGUACGGACCAGAGGAGGUGGUGGAUCCAGAGGAGGACCUCUACAAGAAAACCUGCACCACCUGUGGACAUGAGCUCACUUACGAGAAGAUGUAGACACACACACACUGUUACAGGUUCAGCCUACAAGGAGAACAUGUUUGGUGCUUCUGCGGGGAACAAUGCCUCUCACAAACCCUCUCUCCCUCCAGUUGUAUUCCGUUUUUCUUCUGGUAUUUAUUUUUCUAUCACAUUAAUAAAACACUCCAUCCUAAUCACAUAGAAGGGGCCAAAAUCACUCUGCGGCUAUUGACAGCGGUUAAACAGCUGCUGACCUCUGCUUAACUCUCUUACUGUAUAUUUUUAGCAAUAACUGCAGAUUGCCCUUCCAGUGAACUGCCUAUUGCUACACUUCCUGUUUCUUUUGUAGCAUAUAGAUUCCCCCUCGCAGUGGGAAAAUCAAGGAAGGCACAAUACUGAAACUGAAUUGUGGGUCCCACUUUAGGACUCAAAUAGAUACAAGCAUUAAGAAUAAAACUCCAGUGCCUUUUAUUAAAAACUCAAUUUUGGGAUGGGUAAGGUGUUAUGGUUUAAGUUGUUAUUGGGGACCUCCUCCUCCCUCUCACGUUCACUCAAAAUCAAUUUUCAAAUUAUAAUCUAUCAUUGGACAAAGUACUGAUGCAUGGACUGGUGACCUCUAAAUUUACUGGUUAAUGGUUCAGACUGAACUAAUGUUUGGUAUUAGCUGUAAAGAAACAAGCAGUCAUUGUCCAGAUAUUGUGAUGAUAAAGGACUGGUGCUGUGGGUUUGCUCAGGAGUUAUUUUGAUCACUUUUUAAAAGACUAAUGAGAUUAAAAGUGUGUAAAUUGUUUGUGUCUUUG
This is a messenger RNA of Morone saxatilis (striped sea-bass), 1309 nucleotides long. It is a transcript of the gene xpa, whose product is annotated as xeroderma pigmentosum, complementation group A. The record is from RefSeq and is a predicted model, not a curated record. Gene Ontology annotation, cellular component: nucleotide-excision repair factor 1 complex. NCBI's taxonomy places the organism in Eukaryota, Metazoa, Chordata, Actinopteri, Moronidae. Gene Ontology annotation, molecular function: damaged DNA binding. Gene Ontology annotation, biological process: nucleotide-excision repair, DNA damage recognition; nucleotide-excision repair involved in interstrand cross-link repair; base-excision repair.